AACCGAUCAAUAACUUUCAACAAAUUCAAUUAUACAAUCAAAUAUUCCAUUACGAUAGCGAAAAGGGACCUCUCGAACCACAUCGAAAGCGCCCUAUAUUAUUUUGAAAAACUUAUCCGAAGUGGUGGAUUUGACCCGAUGACGACAACGGCAGCACCUCCGGCCGAGACGGCGGGGUUGUCUCGGCCGUGUAAUCGGUGCAAGGAACAGGAAGGCACGAUAGAUCUUCGGGGCGCCGAGGUGGUAUGCAAGUCUUGCUUCGCAUACUACGUCACCACCAAAGCCGUCAAGCGGCUCGAGGUACUUCAGAGGGAAACCGCUAGUCCUAUUCCUCCCCGUGGCAGUAACGGGCCAAAGAGUCAGAGACGGACUCAACGUUAUUUAAUCGCAUUAUCGUGCGGACCUUCAUCUACAGCAUUGUUACAUGUUCUAUUUGAGAACCUCAAACAGCAGCGUGCUCGAGGACGGAAGGUUGCGCGGUUUGAAUAUGUCGCUGCGCACAUCAUUGAUGACACUUCAUCCACCCCAGAUAGUGCGGAAGAUUUAUUAUCAUCAUACCGCGCGCAAUUUCCAGACUUAAAUCUCGUAUCUAUCCCUUUGAGUUCUGCUCUUGAUCUCACGUCUAUCAACUGGGUCUCUCUCCCUUCCCCCACCACUUCCCUAGACUCCGCCCCCACUCCACCCCAACGCUUAUCUCAAAUCCUACAUCAUCUUCCCUCCACCACUUCUCGUGCUGAUGUCCGACGUUUCCUAACACGGCAUCUACUCGUCGCCGCCGCCGUAUCCCAUAACUGCGACGCCUUACUCUUAGGCCACAGCACGACAUCCUUAGCAGAGCUAACACUAUCCGAAGCCGCCAAGGGCCGUGGAUUCUCACUCCCUUUUCUCGUCAACGAUGGCUCCAUACCUCUCCCGGCCAAUCUAGACCUAUAUACAAGUCUAGGGACAAGUACAAACAGCCCAGUCAGCAACGAGUCUAAACCUACUCCCGCUACAACAUCCACAACCCUACCAAUAUACAGUCCCCUCCGAGAACUCUUCCGCAAGGAACUUAUAACUUAUCUGCGCGAUAACGCUCACCCUCUCGCAGAGCUCCUACAUCUCCUUCCGUCCACUGAUACCUCUUCCGCCACAAAUACUGCCACUACCGCUCCAGCAGUAGUAUCCCACCGCGAUCUAAGCAUCGACGAGGUACUCUUGCGCUACUUCGCCGACGUCGAGACUAAUUACCCAUCCGUCGUCGCCAACGUAGUACGCACGACAGGGAAGCUACUACGCCGACCUAACGAUACCAACUUCAAUGAUGGAGAUGGGGAGGUAGAGUCCUGCGGGCUAUGCGGAACGGCGUUAGAUGAGCUAGGAGAUGAGCGUUGGAAGGGGGAGAUCGGCGAAAGAGAGCAAGAGGAGAUGGCCGACGGCAACGAUGAUGGAGUAAAGAAGCCAAAAUCGAAAUUAUGUUAUGGGUGUGAAAGAUCAGUACACGGAUAGCAUAUAGCACUUAUCACCUAACAAUAAAAUAAACCAAAACUUGAAAAUGAAU
Hypoxylon trugodes is the source of this 1540-nucleotide messenger RNA. RefSeq lists its product as uncharacterized. NCBI's taxonomy places the organism in Eukaryota, Fungi, Ascomycota, Sordariomycetes, Xylariales, Hypoxylaceae. The transcript is spliced from 2 exons. Gene Ontology annotation, molecular function: sulfurtransferase activity; tRNA binding. The record is from RefSeq and is a predicted model, not a curated record. Gene Ontology annotation, biological process: tRNA wobble position uridine thiolation. Bases 139 to 1488 code for a protein of 449 amino acids. Gene Ontology annotation, cellular component: cytosol.